AUGGCAGCGGCAACGGCGACGGCGACACCAACGACAGCAACGGCGACAACACCCGAUUCCGCUGCCAAGUGCUCGUUCAUUCUGGGUCAAUGUUAUUGCUCGAAAUCACCAAAGAAGAAAUCGUGCACCGGUACAGAGGUCGGAGCUCCCAUCCCGAAGAGUAUCGCCACGCAUACGAGUCCCUGCACGGAAGCUUGCGCUGCAGCUGCGGCAGCGGCGGCAACGGCUACGGCUACGGCUACGGCAGCAGCAGCUGUAGCGGCAGCGGCGACAACGACGACGGCGACGACUAUUGCGACUCCACCACUGACCCCGACGAGCCUUGAGAGUAGCCCCGAGAUCCCAACUACCGAUCCCACAUCAAAUCCGACGGCGACUCUCGACACGAGAGCUCUCGUCGAGGCUUCCCGCAAUCUCACUCAGAAACUCAAGCAACUAUCCUCCGAGGAGAACGCGAAGCGGCGCCAGGGUGCGAUAAUCGAAAGCAUGCACCAUCAUGGCAAGGGCGUGUACACGGGGACGUUUAGCGGUACGUUAAACCCCGCGCUUCAGGAUCGUCACGGUAGGCCCAAGCGCGACAUCAGCACCAUUAUCCACAUAUUGAACGACCUGCUGUGUGCAACCCCGGCCACCAGCGCGGGUCAUUAUAGGAACCACAGGCAUCCGGGUGCGCAUCGCGGCACUGCCGGUGCCAGUGUAACUGGAGCCCAGGUCGCCGCAGCCAAUCAGCCAAGCUCCAUGUUCGCCGCCAACUCCGCGUCGCCGGCCUCCGUCAUGGGUGCAACCGGACUCGAGACAGCGGUCGCUUGUCACGACGUGCCCAAUACUAGCUACUCCAGCGAGGAACUUUCCAAAGAAAACGAGGCGACGAAGGGAAAAAUGAGGCGACUACGCCUCGUAAUGGAGCAGCGCCGGGAGAAGUUGCGCGCGAGGAGAAAAAGUAUCGUGAUGAACCCCAAUGGGAUCCUGGGUGUGUUUCCAGAUUAUAUUGGACUUGGGUUAAAUGUACAAAGUAUCAAAAAAUUGGCAUUGUAA
Molecule: messenger RNA, 1035 nt
Organism: Ceratosolen solmsi marchali
Lineage: Eukaryota; Metazoa; Arthropoda; Insecta; Hymenoptera; Agaonidae
Product: midnolin
Exons: 4
Coding region: 1-1035 (344 amino acids)
Cellular component (GO): nucleus
Source: RefSeq, a predicted model, not a curated record